CUCCUCCUGGACGGAAACGUAUGGGCGUGCCUGUCGCCGACAGAGCAGGAACGGAGAGCGACCGUGGACCGGUCGCCGACGAAGCAGGAACAGGGAGCAACCGCGGACCGGUCGCCGACGAAGCAGGAACAGGGAGCGACUGCAAGCCGGUCGCCACUGGUGCUCCAGGGCACAGACGAGAAGCUUCAGGUAUCCUUGGCCCUCUCUCAUUGGUCUCCUUUGGUCCGCCGGAUGUUGGCCCGACUCCUCCCCUGCAGACUCGCGUGCUGGCUCCUCCUGGUGGUGGUUUCCUGACAGUAGUUUAUCCACCAACUGCCUCUGAGUCCUGUCGUCUCCGUAUCCUUCUUGCAGUUACCACCGUCUGUUCUAAAACAUUCCAUUCUUGCACCACAUACCCUGUUUCGUUCCACCAGUCACACACUCAGCACUUUACAGUCUCACACUUUCAUACACAGGAUGCAGCAACAUCUAAUGAACUACUUUAAGCUCAAACUCUUAUAUUCCUUUAUUCCCUCUCAUGACCUCAGACGACCGAGGUCAUCACUCAAACACCUUAUUUUAUUGUUAAACACAAGUUAAAAAUCAAUAACCAGAAGCUAAAAAUCAGCAAAAAAUUAAAAAUUAGUAGAAAAUUAAAAAUCAGUACAAAAAUUUAAUUCUAGGAGAAAAUCAGUCGAAAAUUUCAUUCCCUCCUCAUGGCCUCAGGUCCCUAAGGCCACCUUCACAUACUCACAUCCCGGACUCCCGGAGGGCCACAGCUGUCUCGGCCUCCUGGGGGUCCUUCUGAGGGAUCAUCAUGUACAGGCCACCCGGAGGGAGUGGCCCCAACGUGCGUUCAAUUGUCUUAACAGUUAAUGAUCUGAUACAUGGAAUACAGCAACAUCCACAUAACACCAUAAUAGCAGCAAACACAGCGAUAUAAAUCAGUACUGAUGCAAUCAAGCAUUUAUAUUUACCAAAGACGUUUAACCAGUCAGAAUACCAACUGGUGUCCACACCUGAGUGCUCCUUCAUUUUGUUACUUAGCGUGCGCAGACCCUCCAAUGCCUUGAUAAGGCGACCGUCAUGAGACGUAUUGUUGGGAAUCAGAGUACAACACUGAUCCCCAAAAAUACCACACACUCCUCCUCUUUCAGCUAACAACAUGUCUAAGUCCAUUCUAUUUUGGAAUGCCAUAAGAGACGUGGCAGCCAAUUGCUCAUGCACUGCCUGGAGUGCUGAGGUGGUGAAGUUCGCCAAUCGUUGGACCUUAUAGUGGACAUAAUUAAUCCGGUCCACAUUUUGUUUACUGUAACGAACAGGAAAAUACUCUCCCAUCCUGCCGCCACUUGAUCCACCAAUUUGUAUUCAUCAGGGACCCCUCUCGGAACUCCAAUUGCAUCUAUGUACGUGGGGUCUCCUGCAUUCAACCAUUCUUGCAUGUCCCUUUUCUUCCUCCCAAGGAAGGGGAUUCUUCCCCACUGUCCAACGCCUUCCCAAUCCAUUCUGGUCAGAUCUAAUGCUGUCACACUAAUUGGCAUGAUCAGCGUUACUAGGGCGCACUUACCUGAGGCAUCGGUGGGAAGCCUAUCAUACAACACUUUCGCUCCACACCACAGCCAAACAUCAGCACGAGCGAGAGGGAUUCCUGCUGGCAAAGACACACUUUCAUUCCACCAUGACUCCUGGAUACUUCCAAUCCCAGGGCCAGUCCCAUUUAAAUUUAGGCAGGUGAAAUUUUGUUUCGCAACUUGGGUGUCAAAAAUAGGCAUUUUCUCUUCCAUACCGUGGUUGAUAAUUGUCCAAUUUAUCUAACAAAUCAAGCCAUUGUUGAGUCCAGUUGAAAAUUGUCACCCAAGCGUUCACCUGUGUCGGUUGUUUUCACUUCAGAUUUAGCAGUAGUUGUUGUGUCUGUGUCAGCGUCUUACCACCAUCUUGCUCUGCUUCAUACCAUACCGUUCCAUUACAGGAAUGGUACACCAUCACUCGUGUUCCUUUCGCUCCAUCACUUCUGUCAUCCCGCACCAAAUGUUCAAACGCCAACAUAGUCCACACAAAGCACAAGCCAGCAAGCAAAAUAGUCAAUAAAGUUAAACAUUUGCAUCGUCGUCGUCUUUGUUCGGACACUUUCGAGUCCGACUUUGAUCCAAUUCUCGCCACCUUCACAUUCCCUCUCUUGACCUGCCCGUCCGGGCGGUCAACCUUUAAGCUCACCAUUGGCAGGCACAAAUUCUGGGGCCGGGCGCAACUGUGAGUAACGGUACCACUUUUGUCCUUUAGUUUCCAAUUAGACGGCGUGUGAAGUUCUAGCCAGAACCCUAAACGGUCCUUUCCAGCGAGGUUCAGUCCACUUCCGGGAAAGCACCCGGAGGUAGACGUACGGAGUGAUGUCCGACUCCGGUGAUGCUGAUGACGAAUCUGCAACCGCCUUGUCUGUGACCUGCGCAGACACACUGGAUACAAGUGAAUGAAGGUAUCCUUGGCGCUCUCUCAUUGGUCUCCUUUGGUCCGUCGGAUGUUGGCCCGACUCCUCCCCUGCAGAUUCGCGUGCUGGCUCCUCCUGGUGGUUUCCUUACAGUAGUUUUUCCACCAACUGCCUCUGAGUCCUCUGUCUCCGCACCCUCCUUGCAGUUAGCACCGUCUGUUCUAAAACAUUCCCUUCUUGCACAUUCUUGCACCACAUACCCUGUUUCGUUCCACCAGUCACAUGCUCAACACUUUACAGUCUCACACUUUCAUACACAGGAUGUAGCAACAUCUAAUGAACUACUUUAAGCUCAAACUCUUAUAUUCCUUUAACGGCGACGUGAACGAGAGUAGGCAGAGAGUCAGUCGAAACUGACACGUGGGCAUGUCUCGUGAGUGGGUCAGUUCCAACUGCGAUGUGAACCUGCGUCAGCAGCGAGUCCGUCGCAGUCCGUUCGCCAGUCCUUGUCGGACCUGGGCCGUGAGAGCCGCCAAUUCGGCGCUCUGCCACUCUAUCUCCGCACGCAUUUCGCGGUAGAACGCAUCGCGAUUUGGCAGCUCCUCCUCCCUCUGGGCUGGAAGCUUCGCCACCAGCUUCGGUCUGCCGGUUUCACCGUUGCCGGCGAGGAGUGGGAGGACGAGGAAGGAGUCUUUGUUGCCGCGCCCCGGGAGGCACAAGGGAGCGCCUGACCUGGACGUCUCCUCUGGCCGCCACGCGGAGGUUCCGGGUAGAUGGCCAAGCGGAUUCCCUCAAACGGAUUGGUGUACUUGUACCCACCGGGCAAAGACGCUCGGGUGCUGGAAACGCGGGGAGGUUGAGCAAACUGACUGGGAUGAAAGAUCGGGCGAAGAGAUUAAUAAUCAGAAUAAUUGGAGUCGUACUCAGGCAGCUGGUCAUACAAAUCACGGUCCUCCUCAUAUUCCGAAAAGUCAGAGUCCAGAAGAAUAUCCGGUGCCGGACGGGUCGUGGUCGGGACUUAUUCAUAGCUCGCUGGCGGAGCGUAUGACACGGAAGCGGAGGACGUCAAGGAGCCUACCCGGAUCGGACAGGCUUGGUCCUCCCGCGGACGGUCUACCUUGCGUCGGUCCGGGCGACGCCGGGUCUUUCCUGCUGGGUCCUGUUUUGGCCAGAUGGUUCUGUCACGACCCAUCGGAACGGAGCGUGCAGAUGAGAGUUUAACUAUUGACACCACCCUGCUGGUCCAUUUCUUCGGGAAGAAAGGGAAGGCUGAGCUCACUUUUGAUGACUUUUAUAGGUUUAUGGACAACCUCCAGACUGAGGUCCUGGAGAUUGAAUUUCUGACCUACUCCAAAGGAAUGGCCACCAUCAGUGAAGAGGACUUUGCCAAAAUCCUCUUGCGCUUCACCAAUGUGGAGAAUAUCGGUGCCUACCUUGAAAAUGUUAGACACAGCAUACCUGAUGAAAAGGGAAUAACCUUUGAUGAGUUCCGCUCCUUCUUCCAGUUUCUCAACAACCUUGAGGAUUUUGCCAUUGCCAUGCAGAUGUACAAUUUUGCAUCUCGCUCCAUCGGACAAGAUGAGUUUGCAAGGGCAGUUUAUGUGGCCACAGGUCUGAAGCUGACACAUCACUUGGUCAACACUAUCUUCAAAAUCUUUGACGUGGAUCAUGAUGACCAGCUCUCUUACAAGGAGUUCAUUGGCAUCAUGAAGGACAGGCUGCACCGAGGUGCCAGGGGAUAUAAAGCGAUGGAGCGAGCCGUUUCCUUUAGAUCCUGCUUGAAAAGAGAGCUGGCAGGCAGUAGGUGAAGGUUCCGUGUCGCACGUCCUUUCCCCCGCCAAGUUGUCCUUGAGGCCAAGAGACAAGUGAAUUGAUCCGGGCUGGAAAAAGAUGUAGCAGAUUCGAUGAGGUUCGAAGGUGGACAACUGGACACAGAGUUUUUUGAAUUCAAGUCCAAGGAUGAAAUAUACUGAAGGUUCAGGAGAUGAAAACGUCAUCACCUGCAGUGCAAUUUAUACACAGUGAAUUGAUACCUUGGCCACAGUCAUUAUUUAUGCGGUAUUUAUGUUGUUAUGUUUGUACUUACUAGAAUGUUUGCAUGAUUGUCAUGUUGCCCGUUUCAGACCAUUUGUUUUAUAACUAAUUUGUUCGCUUUGAAUCCCUUUUCUGCUGUGACUAGAGAAGAGUAAUGUAGGUCCUCCCUGUUUCAUGUUGUGGGAGCAUUUCAAUUGUUACGUCACAAAAUACCACGAACACAAAUUUCAUUUGCAUUAAUAAACAGUUAACAUGU
Molecule: messenger RNA, 4694 nt
Organism: Syngnathoides biaculeatus (alligator pipefish)
Lineage: Eukaryota; Metazoa; Chordata; Actinopteri; Syngnathiformes; Syngnathidae
Product: calcium uptake protein 3, mitochondrial-like
Exons: 8
Coding region: 3577-4212 (211 amino acids)
Biological process (GO): mitochondrial calcium ion homeostasis; calcium import into the mitochondrion
Cellular component (GO): uniplex complex
Molecular function (GO): calcium ion binding
Source: RefSeq, a predicted model, not a curated record